Rubroshorea leprosula is the source of this 2860-nucleotide messenger RNA. Lineage: Eukaryota; Viridiplantae; Streptophyta; Magnoliopsida; Malvales; Dipterocarpaceae. The record is from the annotation of a GenBank genome assembly.
CCUUUCCAUCCUCCUCCUUCCAUCAAUUUUUUCCCCUGCAAAAUUACCAUCAAUCCAAAGAGACAGAGACUAUUAUUUAAGUUUAAACGUGACUCACCACCUCUCUCUCUGUCCGGUUAGAUUUAUAAAGCAAGGAGUUUUGCUAUUGGUUGCGGAUUCAAAUGCUCGGAUCUGCUGGUGGUCAUAUGGCCUCCAGCUUAAGGAAGUCAGUGCAAAUUGGUUGUUUUGUUGCCUGAGAAGUAUUUUCUAAAUUACGAAGGUCAUUUAUGGGGUAAGACGGAGGGGCGAAAUGGUUUUGCAUUUUAAGUAUUUAAGGAAAUGGAGGAGACUGAGCAAGGGCCUUCUAGUGCAAAAUGGUGGCAUUCAGAUUUUACGGAAAAAUUUGAGUCUGUUUCCUUGGGUUCUAAUGAAGAGACUUUGAGUGGUAAAGAAUUACCCGGAAAUUUUGAUCAAGAUGGAUUGUCAUUUCAGACAGCAUCACAGAUUCUGUGGAGCACUGGAAUGCUUUCUGAACGGAUCCCAAAUGGUUUCUAUUCAGUCAUCCCGGAUAAGAGACUCAAGGAUCAUUUUGAUCGUAUUCCAACAUUGGAUGAGCUUCGUGCUUUGGGUGGAGAUGGUUUUAAAGCUGAUAUCAUUCUUGUGGAUACUGACAAAGAUAAAAAGCUAUCAAUGCUGAAACAGUUGAUUGUGACGCUGGCAAAAGGAUUGAACGCUAAUCCAGCUGCAAUGAUUAAAAAGAUAGCGGGAUUGGUUUCUGAUUUUUAUAAACGGCCAACACUGGAAAGUCCAGCAAAAGCUGCAGUAGAGGAAAUCUCCCACAUCUUUGAGAAUCGAGGUGUUCAAAUGUUGGGGCAAAUAAGGCAUGGUUCAUGCCGUCCUCGAGCAAUUUUGUUUAAAGUUCUGGCAGAUACUGUAGGUCUUGAAAGUAGCCUCAUGCUGGGUUUACCAAAUGAUGGGGCUGUUGAGUACAUAGAUUCUUAUAAGCAUAUGUCAGUAAUAGUUGUGUUGAAUUCUGUGGAGCUACUAGUUGAUCUUAUGCGAUUUCCGGGUCAGCUGAUACCACGGUCAACAAAAGCUAUUUUUAUGACCCACAUAUCAGCAGCUGGGGAGAGUGAUUCUGCUGAAAAUGACUCCUGUGAUUCCCCAUUGGAGCCAAAUAGUCCUCUAUAUGGACUUUCAGAGAGAGUUGAUCCUUACAGUGCUGACAAAGAAGAGAGCCAUCAGUUUCCUCGGAGAAUGGAUUCUUGUGCAAAUAUAUCUAGUUCUUUGUUGCGGAAUAAGAUGCUACAGUCUAACACGUCUAUUGAUAGGAAGUUAAGCUUGUCACAUAGUGAACCCAACAUUGCAACUGCAUUUUGGCGACGCAGCCGAAGAAAGGCCUUUGUUGAACAGCGAACUGCUAGUUCCAGUCCAGAAUAUCCAUCAUUUCGAGCACAUGCAAGGUCCAUGCUGGGUGGUGACAGGAAUUCACUUAGAGAUUAUAGUGAUGAGACUGCUACAUCAAGCUAUAGAUCAGAUGGUCCAUCAACAUUGGAAGCUCGUCGAAUAAGAAGAAGAAGCAUUAGCAUGACCCCUGAGAUUGGUGAUGAUAUCGUAAGGGCAGUGCGAGCAAUGAAUGAAGCCUUGAAGCAAAAUUGCCUUUUGAGAGAGAGGAGGGACGACAAGCCUUUUGCUGAUCCUUCAAAUGACACAAAUGAGAAUUCAAGUCUUCAGAGAACUGUAUCAAGUUUUGAUAUUGAUGUCGAUGAUUAUAUAUCUGGUGGGCAGUUUACGCGGGAGCAACUAAAUUCUCAUAAGGCUGUAUCACUGCCUUCAUCCCCACACACAUAUAGGAGUGAAACCUCAGAAAGAAGUAGACCUUCAGACUAUGUGCCGGAUGAUGAAAUGGUCUCAACAUGGAAGAAAGUUCUUGAAUCUCCAAUGUUCAAUAACAAACCUUUAUUACCUUAUCCAGAAUGGAAUAUCAAUUUCUCUGAGUUAACUGUGGGAACUCGUGUUGGGAUUGGGUUCUUUGGAGAAGUUUUUCGUGGAAUAUGGAAUGGAACAGAUGUUGCAAUCAAGGUGUUCUUGGAGCAGGAUUUAACUGCUGAGAACAUGGAAGAUUUCUGCAAUGAGAUAUCAAUUCUUAGUCGACUUCGGCAUCCUAAUGUUAUCUUAUUUUUGGGUGCUUGUACAAAGCCACCGAGGUUAUCAAUGGUUACAGAAUACAUGGAGAUGGGAUCAUUGUACUAUUUGAUUCAUUUGAGUGGUCAGAAGAAGAAGCUCAGCUGGCGGCGGAGACUAAAAAUGUUGCGUGAUAUCUGCAGGGGUUUGAUGUGUAUACACCGUAUGAAGAUAAUUCAUCGUGACCUAAAAAGUGCAAACUGUCUGGUGAAUAAGCAUUGGACUGUGAAGAUAUGUGAUUUUGGGCUCUCUAGAAUAAUGACAGAAACACCCAUGAGAGAUAACGCUUCUGCAGGAACACCAGAAUGGAUGGCCCCUGAACUUAUUCGUAAUGAACCUUUCACUGAAAAAUGUGAUAUUUUUAGUCUUGGUAUAAUAAUGUGGGAGCUCUGCACCCUAAAUAGACCAUGGGAAGGAGUACCGCCAGAGAGGGUUGUUUAUGCUGUUGCGAACGAAAGAUCCCGGUUGGAGAUUCCUGAAGGUCCACUGGGCAGACUAAUAUCAGAUUGUUGGGCGGAACCACAUGAACGACCCGGUUGCGAGGAGAUACUUUCCCGCUUGCUUGAUUGCGAAUAUUCACUCUGCUGAUUGGAAUCUCUUUCUUGUGUAUAGACAACAUGGUAGAGGUGUUACAAUGUGUGUCGGCUUCCCAACUUUGUAGGCUAAAUUUUUCUUAUAAUCAAUGUAAAAACAUAGC